AUGGCCUCCUCUCAACUUCAUCUCACUCUCUCCCUGCUCUGUUUGGCCAUGACAGCGGGCAUCAUAUCAUGCGGCCGGUCUCAUAUGGUUUUGAACCCUGCUCUAGAAGAAUCUCGAGGCCCAGCAGCAGAUGAAGAGAUGACUGAGAGAUACACCCUUCCAGAGCUCCAGUGGCUACUCAGUAACUCUGAUCCGGCAGUCAUUCAAUCUGACAGUCCAUCUCUAGGGUUAUUACAGAAUGGACUGGACAUGAUGAGAAGAGACAAUGGAGAAAAAAAGCCAGGCUGCAAGAAUUACUUCUGGAAAUCCAGAACAGCAUGCUAA
Messenger RNA from Triplophysa rosa, 324 nucleotides. RefSeq names its product somatostatin 2 (gene sst2). The coding region runs from base 1 to 324 and encodes 107 amino acids. Gene Ontology annotation, cellular component: extracellular region. Gene Ontology annotation, biological process: regulation of cell migration. The transcript has 2 exons. Gene Ontology annotation, molecular function: hormone activity. The record is from RefSeq and is a predicted model, not a curated record. NCBI's taxonomy places the organism in Eukaryota, Metazoa, Chordata, Actinopteri, Cypriniformes, Nemacheilidae.